ACCACCUCGACAGGACCCUCUGCCUGGUGAAACAUAAACACAGCUCGGUUUCAUAGCAGUGGACAGACAGACCUUCUCCACCCAUUCAGGCUACGAAUACGGACACCACCAGCCUGCCAGCAGUGGAUCUUUCCCUACACUGGAUCCCUCUGCAUCAGUGGACAAAAUAAUGGAAACACCAUAAAAAAUGAACUUUGGAGCACCUGAGUAGCUAUUACUGAGCCUGCUGCCUGUCUAUUACCUGGGAUUGGUUGUCGACUCUAAAAGAGACAGUCAACACUCUUAAUAGGAGCGUUCAAAGCAAUAUGAGUGACUUAACAGAGUUUGAAAGAUGCCAAAUAGUUGCUGCGAGACUAUCAGGUGCAUCGGUCACCAAAACUGCUCAGCUGUUCAAUGUGGCAAGGGGAACAGUCUCCAGAGUCAUGACCGUGUACAUCAAACAUGGACGAACAGCAUCUGCAAAGAAGAACAGCGGUCGCAAGUCAAAGCUCACAGAAAAGGAUAGGCAGACACUCCUCAGGAUAGUCGAUGAACACCCUGAGUAUACAGCCUCAAAAAUAACCACAGAGUUGAACAGACACCUCUCACAUGCCGUCUCUGUGAAAACUAUACGGCGUGAGCUUCACAAAGCUGGUAUUUUUAGAGGAACAGCCAAUCGGGUAGCGGAGGCAGAGACGGACACAGAAAAGCAUGACGGAGACUGCACCAAACCAGAAUCUGGGUCUAGUGACAACGAGUGUGACACGCAAAAAACUGAAGAAGGGAGCUCCAGGUCUGGAAUACAAACAAAUGACAAAGACUGUGGCAAACAGAAGCCUGCAGGAGAGAAAACCAAAUCUGAACCACAGGCUAAGGGUGGAGAAUACAGCACAUAUAAGCCUGCUGAAAACAGCACGGGAUCUAAACCACAGACCAAUGAAGAGAACCAGAACUCACAAAAGCUUGAUGACAAGAACACGGGUCCUGUACCUCAGAGCAGUGAUAAGACAUAACAUGGAUUGAUGUGUUGUAUUUCAGCCUUUCUGACACACUCAGAUUGGUUAUGUUAAAAGAAAACCACGGGAUGCCUUCACCCCAUAAUGUCGCCAGCUGUUUAAUAUGCAAUUGGAUCUAUAAUGGCAUUGAAGUUAUUCGGUCUGAUUAUUUAUUUUUGCAUGGGUGCAAUGUUCAAACUUUUGACUUUUUCUUGGUUUACAAGCAAAUAUAACUUCAAUGCAGAUUGAUGAUAUUUGCCUGACAUGAAUUGAAUUAUUCAUGAUGUAGAUGUUAGAAUAUUAUGAUAUUGUUCAAUACAAAACACUCAAUUCAGAACACAUGGUGAAUUAAAAAAAAAUUACAUUUUGUUGAAGUUUCUAACAGUGCCAUGCUGAGCUGAUGAGCUGACACGAUGUUGGAUAUUUUGCAUCUGAUUGUUUGUGUUGUAUUGUGAAGCAUGACCUCCUCAGAAAAACCUCCUCCUUUGAGGUUUAACGACAGGUUGCAUUACUUCUAUCAUCAAGAGUUAGUUAACUUCUACAGUAUCUGGUUUGUCAGAUUUCUUAUCAAUCCUGUUCUCUUAAAAAAGCUGACCAGUCACAUCCUGCCUUGUCCACUUUCACCACAAUCCAGCAUGCCCUUUAAACCUGCUCCUGUUAACCCUGAUUUCUUCAUUCCCUCCAUCAUGUCCUCCAUUUCUGAGGUAUAUUUCCUUAAGUUAACGAGGGCAUGCUCUACUGUUUCUGGUACGUGACAGUGUUAACAAAAUCCAUUUAGAUGCAUCCCGAUAAUAUAGAGAGUCCCGUUCAGUUUACUGCAUCCUAUUUUUAGUCUGGUCAUUAUCACCUCCUCUUUCCCACUCUGUUUUGUAUUGCAUGUAGCUGUCUUCUAUCCUAUCUCCUGAUUCCAGUGCUGCUUCCACUCUUUCUUCAUUUCUUCAUUUCCUUUCUACCCUUUCCUUCUUUCAAACAAAACCUUCAAGAUGGGGUAAAAACUAACAGCAACUACAAUUGCAGAAGAGCCUUAAUAUAUAAUUGUUAUCAAAAAAUCAUAUUAUGCUGAAGUCAAUGUAAAAUAACCCAUCUUCUUGAAAUGUAAAGUGAGUUUAUUUUGUCAUACGAUGUCAGGUCUGUCAAAAAUCUUCAUAGUGUGUGUUUUCUAACAUGGGUCUUGGUGGUGAUUUUUAAAAAUAUUUUUCCAUUAAGGCUUCAUCGCAUUGAUUUCUCAGGCUAUCAUGCUCAGCUGUGGUGGUGACUGUUUGCUCAGGUAAAGUGUAAUAAACAAAAAUGUUGGGCUCAUUCACCUGCACCAUCUUCUCCAUGUUGGAAAUGUAUUGAAUGCUGACCUCUCAAUAAUGUUUUGAAUUCAACCAUGAAUCAUCACAUCCCAUAACAAGCUAUGUUUGCUUUUGUAUACUCAGUUUCAUAUAUGUGUAACAUCUGCAUGCAUGUGUACAGCUGUGGCAAAAAUGGGACUAGGACACAGAGCAUCAGACAACAUAUGUAAUGUUUG
This is a messenger RNA of Scomber scombrus (Atlantic mackerel), 2487 nucleotides long. RefSeq lists its product as uncharacterized. The record is from RefSeq and is a predicted model, not a curated record. The transcript has 2 exons. Bases 306 to 992 code for a protein of 228 amino acids. NCBI's taxonomy places the organism in Eukaryota, Metazoa, Chordata, Actinopteri, Scombriformes, Scombridae.